UCACAUGCUUGCGCUAUAGUCAUUAAGUUUGACAUCGGUCGCUGACAAGACUUGCGACACACACACAUAGAAUCUCUUUUAUAUUAAAUAUUUGCACUCUUAAAAAUAAUAAUAAAAAUAUACACAGUUCGUGCGAUACACACAUGAAUCAAUCGACAUGCGAGUCUUGAUUCUCGUUGCGGUAACGGCAGUGAUUGUUGAAGCAUACGUAAGCAGAAAUGGCGCGGUUUCUUUCACCACAGACGUCACGUCUUAUCGCAAACUUCGUCCACGGAAUUUCCUUCUCGGUCCGCCAUUCGUCGACGAGAUGAUCGGUCAGCAAAUUCCGUCGCAUUCGCCAGCGGUAGAUCAGACUAUCAGCCAGCAGACUCUUCAAGACGUACCUUUGAGAGAUCGAACGGUCUAUCCGUUCGAAUUUCCAAUUCUUCGUCAUCAGCCAUUCAAACAAAAUGCCGUCAGGGCGACGACGUUCGGUCAACCGUUGUUCAGAGACACGUUAUCGAGAAAUCAGGAUGCACGUGGACAACGAGCAAUCGUCCAAGACGAUUUUUUUGUAGGAGGACGAGGCACGUCGCUCGCGUCGGACGAAAUCUUCGAGGAACAAGCGUCGACGUAUCGAAUGCCGCUCAAAGAGCAGCAGUUUACGAACGUAAACGCCGAAGCGGUAUUUAAAAAUUGGCUUCACGAGCAAUCGCUUCCGACUAAACAAGCAUUGUUUCGGAAGCAAGUAGCUUCUGCCGAAGUUCCGUCUAUUUUUAACACGGUCUAUCGAGACAACAACGAACCGAUUGAUUCGUACGGACGACACAAGGAUCUAAUGUCUCGCGGAGAAUCUUGGACAAAAUACGGUAGCCAUGAACACGAAAUGUCAUCCAUGCCGAUGCUUUCGUCUUCCGAACACUUGUUUCUUUCUAACGUCGACGAAGUUGAUUCGUUAGAAGCUUUCAAGAUGAAACUCGGUCCGAUGUUGACGUCGGGAUCGUCGAAAUCGAGCGGCAAAUGUAAUGCGCCGGUUGACAGCUCACCAACUAUAUCUAAUGGCGCUAUAACAACUGUUCCAUCAAUCUCAGUUAGCGCAAACCAAUCCUCGAUUGUAGGUCAUAUCUUAACGAGUUUAACAACCAAGCCCAGCUCGCCUGUCACGACUACGGCAACACCAAUAGCGUUCACCGGAAACACCAUCGGACCGACUUAUUUCCACGCCACUGAAUACGGAGCUGUCUUGACAUCUCUUCCCGCUAAAAGUGAAUUAAAGAGCAACUUAAUGCCGAAAGCGUCAAAGAACAGCAUAACGACUGAUAUUCAAAGUUCCAUGCUGAACUACAUUCUGUCUGAAGAGUACAAGAACGGAUUGAAGAGCGCUCAGAACUCCUUGACAAACUACGCGCUGCCCGAGGGACUUAAACAAGACUGGUCUUUGCAACAAUUCCCACAGCCGGAAGCGUCGUCCGGUUAUGUUCCGCUGUCUCUAAACGGAAAGACGAAUCUCAUUGUACCAAGUCUAUCUGUCGCACCCAUCUCGACCAUUUCGUGGCCGAUGGAAACUAAAGCUGACGUUUCCACGAUGCUGCCAGCAAAAUCCGUAAUGACGUUCGACACAAGUAACAAUUUACCGAUAGGCCUGAAUCUACAUUCAGAUUUCAUGGAGAGCAUACCAAACAGUCUGACUCCGAGUAUAUCUAAUAGUAUAUCUGGAAGCAUAACUGGAAGCAUAUCAACGAGCAUACCUGGUAGCAUGACGCCGGGCAUGCCUGCGAGCAUACCAACUUUGAGCCUUGGGCAAAGUUUACAUCGCGCGGAACAAUUACAGCAAACUCAAGAGGCAAGAAAUCUCUGGUAUCCCGCAGGUUUGCAGCUGCAGCUAGGCGGUUUUGGUGGGAUAAAUUACACGUUACAUGCGAGUAAUCCUGCUGCCAUGAGGCCGAUGGAGCUUGGGAUGGCGGAAACGGGCUUAACUCCGCCAAAAUUACCGACGCAAGCGCACGAACCCGCAUUUGCAAAAGUGAGUUCUCAAGGCGUGAUUGCGAGUUUCGCUUCGCCCGGUACUCAUGUCGCUCGGAAACGCUUCCUUAAUAACGACACGUAAUAUUACUUUGGACGCUUUUAUUAGCUUCGUGUCUGCCGGUUACGACCAGCUUCUCUCCUUUCGUUUCCUCUCCUUUUACCCCGUAUUGACCUGUGCGUUCUCAUCUUAUUCCCCCAUAUGUCACUCUUUGCUAUUUUAUGAUUUCAUAAAAUUUAUUUAGUUUUAUCUUACACCUCCGCUUGAAGCUAUAUAUCGAGCAAACUACUUUAUAUUUCCAUGAGUAAAUUAAGCAGUCUAUGAAACGGAUAUAUAUUUUCGCGUUAUUCGCGCAGAUAAAAUACGCGGGAGUAAGGAGCGAAUAUUAAAAGAACGAAAUUAUAUCUCGCGUCGCUUCGAGGUUUGUCAUUAAUUUUAGCACAUUCAUAUUCUCGUUUUUCCGUGCGCAGCGGGCAACUUGAUAAAUUUAUUAUUCCUUUUAACAGAUCGAAUUUAAUUCAACUUUCGCGAGUUAAACGUCAUUCGUAAUUGAAUGAGCAUUGUAUUAUAAUCGCUCGAAUGAAGCAAUAACUGUUGUAAAAAAAAACAAAACAAAAACA
Molecule: messenger RNA, 2622 nt
Organism: Pseudomyrmex gracilis
Lineage: Eukaryota; Metazoa; Arthropoda; Insecta; Hymenoptera; Formicidae
Exons: 7
Coding region: 158-2086 (642 amino acids)
Source: RefSeq, a predicted model, not a curated record